UGGUAGAGUCCGUAAUGGAUGCCCCUUCCAAGAGUUCCACUUGCCUGUAAUUGAGAAGAUGAGUGAGUUGAAGGACUGCCCACCACUCAAGUACUAUGACUUCAAGCCAGUGGAGCAUGUGAAAGUGUGUCCACGCUAUACUGCUGUGUUGGGCCGCUCUGAGGAUGAUGGCAUCGGGAUUGAAGAGCUGGAUACACUGCAGCUGGAGCUGGAGACCCUUCUGUCCUCAGCCAGCCGCCGUCUUCGAGCACUGGAAGAACAGAGACAGAUUCUGACAGAUUGGCAGGACAAAAAAGGUGACAAAAGGUUUCUAAAGCUGAGCAAAGAUGCUGAUCUCUCAGCUUCCUCUCGUCAUCCCAAGCCUAAGAAGCAGAAGCUGGAGGGAAAGGCAGGUCACGGGCCCGGCCCCGGCCCAGGCAGGCCAAAAUCCAAGAACUUGCAGCCCAAAGUUCAGGAAUAUGAAUUCAGUGAAGAUCCGCAAGACAUACCCCGCAACCCCAAAAAUGACGCACCUAACAGAUUCUGGGCCUCAGUGGAACCCUACUGUGCAGACAUCACCAAUGAAGAGAUCAGAGUUCUUGAAGAGCUUCUUAAACCCCCUGAAGAUGAAGGAGAGUACUACAAGAUCCCAGCUCUGGGAAAGCACUAUUCUCAGCGCUGGGCUCAAGAGGACUUGCUGGAGGAGCAGAGGGAGGGAGCACGAGCCAAUGACAAGAAGAAAAGCCUCUUGGGUCCCCUUUCUGAGAUAGAUGCCAAAGACGUGGACGCUCUGCUGAAGAAGUCUGAAGCCCAGCACGAGCCCCCGGAAGAUGGAUGUCCAUUUGGCCCACUGACGCAGCGCCUGCUGCAAGCCCUGGUGGAGGAGAAUAUCAUAUCCCCCAUGGAAGAUUCUCCCAUCCCAGAUAUUCCAGUGAAGGAUGACGGGGUGGGAACGUCGCCCCGCAGCCAGGGAAAACCUUUCAGUGUGCCCCACACACGCUCUCUGGAGGCUCGGAUUAAGGAGGAGCUGGUGUCUCAUGGCCUGCUGGACUCUGAGGAGCGGCAGGGUGCCGGGGGGGACUCGGAGGACGAGGUGCUGGCUGAGCUCCAGAAGAGGCAGGCCGAGCUUAAGGCCUUGAGCGCCCACAACCGUGCACGCAAACAAGAGCUGCUCCGAUUAGCGCGGGAGGAGAUGAGAAAGCAGGAGCUUCGUCAACGGGUCCGCGUAGCUGACAACGAGGUAAUGGAGGCCUUCCGACGCAUUAUGGCUGCCAGACAGAAGAAACGCACCCCGACAAAGAAAGAGAAAGACCAGGCAUGGAAAGCCCUGAAAGAGAGAGAGAGCAUCCUCAAAUUGCUGGAUGGAUAAAAAACAAAAACCAAACACCACACCACAAAGAUGGGAGUGUCCAGCUGUGGACAGCCUGUGUGCUGACGUGUCCUGGGGACCGGAGUUGUAAUAAAUAGGUCAGCCAGCUAACUGGCAUAAAGCCAACCAACACUGUGGACCUAGGCCAAAUACCAGGGCUAAUUCUAGCCUGGGCAAGAUAGGCAGUUAAGAUGAUAAAACAAGAAGUUUGAAUUACUGUCAUACACAGCAUUGCCAAGAUGUGAUGCAGCACCAAAAUGGUGUAAAAUACAAUGUUUUUGCAAAUGGAAAUUCUUAUUCUUCAACGAAACCUAAAGUGGACUUUGAAGCAUUCAACAUGUCAUUUAUAUCUAACAGCUGAGCUCAAAAACAAUCAAAUUCCACUCUGGCACGUUACACCCCUCAUCCCUGUCUUUAACUCAGGCUAAGAACCCUCCCUGAACAAUCCCCCCCCCCCCAUGUGCACUAAGAAACCUCUCACUGACACUUACACUACUGUGAUGAAUCCAGUCAUGAUGGUAUCUGAGCUCAGGAGUUCUGUGGUAAAGCUUCUGAGUGUGAAUGCUGACCUGGGAUCAGUCCCCUCGACCCUACGUCUUAGCCCGUUACACCCUAAUGAACAAAACUGUGAGGUGUGUGAAGCUGAUCAUACACUGAGCUGAUACCUGAGUCCUGGAGUCUCUUGCUACGUUUGCCUUUUUUUGGUUUUUUGGUUUUGUUUUUUUUUUGGUUUUUUACAAUUCCCACAUGCAAGUAGUUUCCAGCAGUUAUUGUUGCCGUUUGUAUGGUAAAGUUGUAUUUUGCGGGUGCAUGUGUUGAGGAGAAAGCACGUGAUUUUGCCUACGUUUUCGGUUUGUUUGUUUUUUUUAUUGGAAUGGACGGAUUCGAGAAAAUGGACACAGUAUCUAAAAAGUCGUUUAUUUGACAUAAUAUUGUUAACGCUAGUGGUUCUCGAAAUAAAUGUUGUGUUUUUAGUAAGAGA
Molecule: messenger RNA, 2330 nt
Organism: Electrophorus electricus (electric eel)
Lineage: Eukaryota; Metazoa; Chordata; Actinopteri; Gymnotiformes; Gymnotidae
Gene: tada3l
Product: transcriptional adaptor 3 (NGG1 homolog, yeast)-like
Biological process (GO): regulation of transcription by RNA polymerase II
Cellular component (GO): SAGA complex
Molecular function (GO): transcription coactivator activity
Source: RefSeq, a predicted model, not a curated record